Molecule: messenger RNA, 3512 nt
Organism: Aspergillus homomorphus CBS 101889
Lineage: Eukaryota; Fungi; Ascomycota; Eurotiomycetes; Eurotiales; Aspergillaceae
Product: IQ calmodulin-binding motif domain protein
Exons: 1
Coding region: 405-3374 (989 amino acids)
Source: RefSeq, a predicted model, not a curated record
CCGUGAUGGAUGUGGUGCAAGUCAUGCUUUCUUCUAUCCCGGCUUAUCUUCCGUAUUAUACUUUUGGGCUGACCUAGUCACUGCAUAACUAACUGAGCCUCUGCCUGCUCUCCUCGACACUCAUUUGAUCUUGUUCCCAGUGCUCUUUGUCCCAACAUACACACACACUCUUACACUUACACUCACUACUAGUCUACUCCAACUAAAAUCUCCUCUGAGACGAAGCACGGGUCUCCUUUCCUCCAGGGAUGCUCCAAACUGCAGCCUGACUACAUCCUCAUUCGAACUACAGGGGGUCAUCUACGGAACCUGCGUAUCUACCCGAUCCCGUCUCGUCAUCGCCCUUUCAUAUCUCGAUAUCUCUCUCGGUUAACCUCCCGCUUCCCGUGCAUUCACCGCAGAAUAUGAUCCGUCGCAACUCCGACAUCGACGUCCAACUCUCCGAUGCGGCCCCUUCUACUGAACCGGAACCCGCGACUGCAACAGAUGUGGAAAUGAUGUCUGAUGAAUCAGCACUGCCUUUGAACCUGCCCACUCAUCUCGCCGCUCGUUUUGCUCGCAAGCCUAGUGUCGCUCGCCGCUCCUCCGCCGCCUCCUCCCGCCGCAGCUCGAUCUCCUCCCUCCAUUCCCAGCACGCGAACGGGCCCGCUCAUGGCGCGUCCUCAACCGAGAACGUAGCGCAACAUCUCCGACGGACCUCCAUUCUCGAGAGUCGCAAGGCCCGACUCGCGGACCGCGCAUUGCACGCGGAGAAAGUCAGGCUUCGUGCGGCCUUGGCCAAAGCGGCUACCCGCAACCUGCAGCGGGAAGAACGAGCACUGGCUGCUCAGCAGGCCCGGGAGCGGCUCUUGGCGGAGAUCACGGCCAAGUGCGAGGAGGAGGUCCGUCGGGCGAAGAAGAAGGCCGAAGACAACCGGGAACGCAAGGCCGCCGAACACGCUCGCCUGCGCCUGGAAAUCGCGGAGAAGUUCGCUGAGGCCGAGAAGAGGCGGGCCCUGUAUCAGCAGAGUCAUCGCCGCCACCGCACGAGCAGUCUGCCGACUGGUGGCGACGAGAAGAAGAUGCCCAAGGCGGUUGCUCAGUCGGUCACCCGCGAUGCCGCCGCGAGGAUCAUCCAGCGAGUCUGGAGAACCUACCAUGCGAAGAUGGUAAUGCGUGGGUUCCUGGCUCUCGACCUGACCACCGAUCGUAUUCGGGAGAAGGAGUUCGAGGAAGUUGGCGCUCAGCUGUCUGAUGACCGGGUUCUGGAGACCACAGGUCGGGUCCUUAAGCUGUGUGGACUGCAAGAUAUGGAGAGUGGCACCAUCGGUGGACGGGGUGCUGUGCGCACGUUCCUUAGCAGCUACCUGAUUGUGACCCAUCCUGCCGAGGUUCUGAGCAGCAAUGGCGAACAAGAGCAGGAUUUGAUUGCGAAAGCGCGCGAGCUUCUCGCCGCGUUUGAGCUGGUGACACCUUUGCUCUCCUCGGGAUGCUGUUCCCCAUCGGCUAUUGCCACGGAGCUCCAGGCUUUGUGCGAGGCUUACAAUGUCUUUUUUUCUGCCUUUCACGCGUGGAAGUCGCAUGACUCCAGUGUUCUGAUCGAGAUCAUGUUGGCUCAAUUUAUCGAAUUGGAGUUGAUCUGGCAGACGGUCAAGAAUGACCGCGCUGGUGGUGUCGCGGAGGAUUACAGCCAGGGUAUUCGGCAGAAUCAGAUCCUCCUUCUUGCCAGACUGAAGCGUCUGGCUGGUUCUGACAAGGCGAUGCAGAUGGUGCGAGAUGCCUUGAAGAAGGCCAAGCGCGAGAAGAAGCGGACGGCGUCCAAGCAGGCUAUCCCACGGUCGGCGGAGGUUGCGCCCUCGUCGACAGAAGCUCUUCCGGAAAGCGUUGCUUCUCCCAUCAGUGAGACCUUUAACAACGUGGACAGUGCAGUGCUGCAUGAGCUCGACAGACAGCGAGUUUCUCCCCACGAGCGGUUUACACGGAUGCUGACCGCAUUGCCGGAGAAUCGAGCUUUGGUGCACGAGCUCUUGAUAAAUCAGGAGUUCCGGAUCGACGAGAAACAGUACACUGAGCCACGCAAGCGAAUCAUGAAACAUAUGUGCGAUAUGAUGCGGAAGGACGUGGAAGCCGGGCUGGAAACAAACUGGACAGUGGCCAUGGCUACGGUGAUCCAAGACCGCUUACUGCGCUCGCUCCGGCCUGGAAACUCGCUGCAUGUACUGAUCAGUGAGGUGCUUGACCCUAAGCUGGUCGAAAGCCAGUGCAGGGCCGGCGCUUUCUCCUACGACAGUUUCUUCAACUUUAUGAACACCAUCUUACCCAAGCUUUGUGCCCCUUACCGCGAUCCAGUAGUUAAAGCAUUCGCUGAAGACACAUCGGGGGAUGCAAUCGACCGACUGGCACGAUUGAUGGGAAUAAUCGAUUUUCUUUCUCUUGAUCACACAAACUUUAUGAUCCAGGUUGCCGCUCCGCAGCUUAUCCAGGAAGCUCCUGGAUAUGAACAGAGGACCUUUGAAAAGGGUCUCCAAGACGGGACUCAAAGCUUGGGGAAGACACGACGCUUUUGGCGGACAUACCGCAAGAUCAUCGCCGAUGAGCUGCGCAAGCGGGAUCCAGAGAAUAUCAACGGGGAGCCCCGACCGCCGAGUACCAAGGUCUAUGCGCAAGGACUUGUCGAUCUGGUCAUGAGCAAUGCGCCUGUUUCGGAAGAGCUGGUGCCGGAGACUCUAGAGUUGGAUCGCCAGCGAUUAGCUCGCCUGCAUGCAAAGGCGUUCCGAAUCGUGGCUACAGCGUCUAUCCUUCUGACAGCCAAGAACCUCUUGAAGCGCGACGCGCGAUCCCAGUGGAAAGCCGAGGCGGACCGAAUCAUGUCUUUGGACUUUAAUGAGAUCCAGCCCGACCGCGUUCAAUCGAUUCUAGAAUCCACACACCCGAUGCCACCCAAUGCCAGCGCGCAGCUGGCAGCAACCAUCCGCCGGGCUUUGGUGCCUGUUGCCACGGCCUGUGUAGCCGCCUCUACGGAGGGAGAAGGGACACAACCAUCUGUGGAGAUCCAGGUCGAGUCUAUCUCGUCCUCCGAAUCGUAUACGUCGGAUGCGACCAGUCCCGCGACGGCGACGAGUGGUAGCGGCAACGGUACCUCUGGUUUUGCCGAUCCGGUUGCGCGACUGCUUCUCUCGCGGCUGAGGGCGCACAUUCUGUCACGACUGAGUGCGGCUAGUGCCAGCGAACGAGUCCGCGCCACGACGACAGCCAGUCAGGGCCUGGCUGGAGCGGGCAUGCCCGAGUUUGUUACGGAGGUUGGGCAGUUGACGGACGAGUUGGAGAAGAUGCGCGAAGUGGACUGGUUGUGUCACGGCCUAGUCUACGAGCGGAUCCUCGGCGAGGGGGCAUGAGGGGUGGAGGCUAAUUAUAAGAGUUUUUGUCUUGGCUAAUGAAGGAUACAUUAUAGUACUUGUGGUACAGACUGAAUUGACUUUUGGGCGUGCGUUUUUGAUACAAGAAUUACAAUAUGUAUGCUAUUCCAGAUGGAG